This is a messenger RNA of Ramularia collo-cygni, 813 nucleotides long. RefSeq lists its product as uncharacterized. NCBI's taxonomy places the organism in Eukaryota, Fungi, Ascomycota, Dothideomycetes, Mycosphaerellales, Mycosphaerellaceae. The record is from RefSeq and is a predicted model, not a curated record. Bases 1 to 813 code for a protein of 270 amino acids. The transcript is spliced from 3 exons.
AUGCCUGAGACGUUUGCCAAGAUCAAGCAUCUCCACAUCCUCGUAAGCAUCUGUCAACCGGAUGGUGCUCUCAAAUAUCGCGGCUCCGUUGUCAGGAACCUUCAACCCAACCUCCAAACCAUCGUCGACACGCUUCUAGAGAGUGGCAACAAACUCUCGACCCUCAUAGUCCGCUAUUGGUCUCACUUUGGCGGCGAGUACGAAGCCGUUCGCGAGAGUCUCGAAGGACCCCUGCCUCGAAGCAUGGCAACCCGCCCGCCCGCCCUGAUUCGCAACGCAAUGACUGGCAGAUUCCAGCAGAUUCAUGCGCACAGCAUGCAUUCGACGAUCUUCAGAGACAUACAUAUGCUGGAUCCUCUUAAAGCUCUCAAGGGUGUCGCUGACUACGUCAACAUUCGUGGUGACCUACCAUGCGAAUACAGAGAUGAGUUGAGGAAGAUCUUGUCCACUGAGGAACCCAGAAUUGCUGGCAGGAAACUGCGGAAAGCUGAUAUUGAGGCUGCGAGCAAGAAACCCAAGCCCGACGGCGGUCUUGCAGCUUUCGCGGCUGAGAAGCUUGCGGAAGAUCCAGAUAUGGAGCCUGGCAUGAAGACGCUGUAUAAUGAGCUUUUAAACUCCUCAACAAUGUCGCCAGCAGUCAAGUCUCUACUGUUUCCCGAGGAUUACGGCGUUGACACCAUGGAACCGCUAUCUGAUCAUCAACAAGCUGCGACUGCUGUACCAGAGGCAGUGCCCAUUGGCAGCAUUGGUGUUCUGGAUGGCAAAGUCAUCUUCGGACCGGUCAGACCUCCAUCUCUGGGCAAUGGCGCGUGA